Penicillium chermesinum is the source of this 1167-nucleotide messenger RNA. Its product is annotated as NAD(P)/FAD-dependent oxidoreductase. The record is from RefSeq and is a predicted model, not a curated record. The transcript is spliced from 3 exons. Lineage: Eukaryota; Fungi; Ascomycota; Eurotiomycetes; Eurotiales; Aspergillaceae. Gene Ontology annotation, molecular function: oxidoreductase activity. The coding region runs from base 1 to 1167 and encodes 388 amino acids.
AUGGUAAGACUCGGAUCUCUUCUUCCCGCCGUCCUGUUGGCUUGUGGACUCGUUGCUGCCGAGCCUAUCCCAAAGACUGACUACGACGUCAUCAUUGUUGGCGGAGGCCCUGCUGGCUUGAGCGCCUUGAGUGGUGUCUCUCGCGUGCGUCGCAAGGCUUUGCUGUUCGAUAACCACCACUACCGCAAUGCCGUUACUCGGGAGAUGCACGAUGUCAUUGGAAACGAUGGCACCGUCCCUUCCGUUUUCCGCGCCGAGGCGCGCAAGCAGAUUGAGCGUUACCCUACAGCUCACUUCUCUAACUCAACGGUGACGAACAUUACCUCCGUUGGAGACGAGGACUUCACCAUCUUCAAUGUCACCGACCACACCGGCAAGCACUACUCUGCUCGCAAGAUCGUUCUCGCCACCGGUCUGCGCGAUGUGCUGCCCAGCACUCCCGGUAUCGCUGCUGCUUGGGGCAAGGGACUCUUCUGGUGCCCCUGGUGCGACGGUUACGAGCACCGUGACCAGCCUUUCGGCAUCAUCUCCAACAUUGCCGACGUCCUCGGCAGCGUGCUGGAGACCAACACCCAAUUCUCCGACAUCAUCGCGUUCGUGAAUGGCACCUACACUCCCGCCGGCGAAGCCGCCGCCCAGAGUCAGCACGAUAAGUGGCUGGAGCAGCUGAACGCCUGGAACGUGACGAUUGAGAAUCGCACCAUUAGCUCUCUCGAGCGCAUUCAGGACGGUGGUGUGCACCGCAACAAGACCAUCGAUGAGCAGUACGACAAGUUCCUCGUGCACUUCACCGAGGGCGAGCCUAUUGAGCGCAACGCAUUCAUCAUCAACGCUCCUACUGUGCAGUACUCCCAACUCCCCGCUCAGAUGGGCCUGAAUAUCACCAACAACAAGAUCGAUGUUGUCACCAGCAGCAUGCGGACUAGCCAGGCUGGCGUGUGGGCCAUCGGCGAUGCGAACAGCGACGGCUCGACCAAUGUUCCUCACGCUAUGUUCAGCGGCAAGAAGGCUUCUGUGUACUUGCACGUCGAGCUUUCGCGAGAGGACCCCGCGUCGAAGAUUUCCAAGCGUUCUGGCCUGUCGGAAGAGGAGCUUGUUGAGGAGGCUAGCAAUGCUAUUGGGUCUGGCUUAGACCGCCACUAUAAGAAGAUCAUGGGCCGCCAUUAA